Hevea brasiliensis (rubber tree) is the source of this 411-nucleotide messenger RNA. RefSeq lists its product as uncharacterized. The transcript has 3 exons. The record is from RefSeq and is a predicted model, not a curated record. Bases 1 to 411 code for a protein of 136 amino acids. Lineage: Eukaryota; Viridiplantae; Streptophyta; Magnoliopsida; Malpighiales; Euphorbiaceae.
AUGAUAAUAACGUUUGUUAAUCGGACCUUAAAAUUGCAUUUCUACAAUCUUUCGCUUCUUCUUCCUGCUUUGUUGGUCGGACUAGGAAGGGGAAGCCCACUUUGCCGCAUUACUUCCAACAUCUUCAAGAGCCUCGAUCAACGUACCUUUGAACGGUUUACAGAUGGUGUCGUCUUCAAUGAAGUAUUAGAUGGUGAAUUGAGUUUCAGUCCGUGGAAGAUUAAAAUCAAAUCUUCCUUAACCUAUAAGGUCUGUGGAAGGGAGCUUUCAAGUUGUUUCUUUAUCUAUUUGUUGUUAUAUGUGGAUGACAUGCUUACUACUGCUAAAAGCAUGUCAUGGAUUAACAUUCUGAAAAAGCAAUUGAGUGAUGAGUUUAAGAUGAAGGAUUUAGGUGCUGCAAAGAAGAUAUAG